GUGUCACGUGACCCGUCCUUUCGCCCGGUAUCCAUAGCGACAAAUGUCCAUAGUUACCACAUCCGGAAGUCUUUGCGUCCCUGGUUACCAGACCACAGCAAGAGGCGAGUUUUUUCUCGGUUUUGACUUACAAAUACUAAAGUAGUUGUUUAUCAUUUUUCUAAUACGUCGUAAUAAAUAAUUUAUAUAAGAAUAUGGAAAUAAUUAAAGGGAGUUUAGACGAGAUUUCCCGGGCCGCACCUACCGAGCACACAGGCAGCCGUGUGUCCAGCGUGUCGCUGCCUCACGCUGACAGGAUUUGUCCUACACCUCCUUUCUCUCUUGUUGUUUUGACCAACGAUGCUGCUGAUAUUCAGAACCAAAGCAGCUCUGAAGAAACAACGAACACCUCCUCAGACAGAGGCGAGGCUUACGCUGAUGUCACUGCGGAUGAAGAAGCCUCCAAACUCCAGAAAGAGAUCGAGGAAAUGCAACGACUUGACAAAAUACUGUCACAAAAGAUCUCCAGAGAAAAAGAAGUCAAACGUCAAAGAAAAGAACUUCAAGCAAAACUGUGGCAGGACAUCCUGGUACAGCUGCAGCAAAAUACCACAGGUCGCACACAAUGUGCUCAGGAGGCUCUGAACACAAAACUGUUUUUGGCUCUGGAAGCGCCUGCUGGGACAGAAGAGCAGGAACACUGCACGCCUCUGUUUGAGACUCAGGUUACUGACUGCGAUGAAGAUGACCAAGACUUAGAAAAAAGUGAAAAGACGCCGCGCAGCUCAACAGAGCAGUUCGAUGUCGGCCACUGUGGCAGCUCCAAAGGCAGGAAAACCCAGAACUUUGUCAAAAGAAACAUUGAGCUGGUAAGUGGAGGCGAGGGCCAAGUGCUUCUGACCCAGCCAGAGAAGGAGCGUCUGGCCAAGCUCCUCCGAGAACUAGAGGAAGAGGAAGAAGAAAGCGGCGGAGGAGGGAGCGAGGAAAUUCCGGGCCCGACGUCCCAGGGAUACAGCCCAGAGCCGUCCGACCUGCAGCAGCUCAUUCACAUUGAGUCCAGACUGCGCCUCCUUUCUCCCGAAGACUUUCAUUCUGCCCGGAGCUCCUGCACCAGCUUCAGCGGAUCCAGGGGCUAUGAGCUCAUCUGGUCACAGUGCGGCUGCUGAUGAGCACCCAUGGUUUUGAGUCCAGCAGAUGUGAAGUGGGAGAGCAGCGCUGUGCAGGAAACGCCCUGUUGACCAACACAAUGCGGUCAGAGGACACUUUGCAAAUUGACCUUAUUUCAUAUACUUGCACAGCAGAGGAGAUGCUGCUGUUAUGUUACAUACACGAUAAGGCUCGUAUGCGCGUCUCCAAAAUGAAACCUGUAAAUAAAAAGGCCAUAGAACCUUUUGACUAAUUUUUAAUAGUGCAGACAAAAACAGAAGCUGGUUGUCAGCAUUUACUGUAUGACUGGACUUCACGAGGUUCACUUGGCUCAGAGGAACAGGCUCCACGCCCUUCCCCACCCUGUAAUUCCCAUGAGACCCAGUUUAUUGUCUUCUCGUAAUAGCCUCUCCCACUGGUGCUGUCCACAGCAGCACUUGUGUUAAGUGGCUGAGAGCUUCUCUCUGUCACGUUAGAGCUGUUCCGCUCAUCAUCACACUUCCCGGCGGAUCCUCUACAGCAGCUAACGCGUUCACUGAUGCUUCAUCUCUGGCAUCUCUUCAUUCCCAUUCUUCACCAUAUGAGAGAUGAUGACCUCAUAAGUCAAUGAAAAUGAUUGAGGGGACGUUGUCUCUAUGUUAGUAGAUUUGCAGAAACGCGAGGAAAAGGAACAGAUGAGCUCCCAUCCACACAGCUGUUGAACUGGACCCGCUGCUUAAAGCGCUGCAUUCGUCGACAUUAGACCUGUAAACACAGAACCGCGUCCACGCUUCCAUGUAUGAGGGUCGGACAGAUAUUGUGUUUCACAAUAAGCAGUUGGCUUCACUAGGGAACAAGAAGUGCCAAAGGACGCUUGGAAACGUUUUCUCUCCAGAUGCUUUUGAUAAAUAUUUACUACGGUCUUGUUCUGUGUUUUUUAUUUAAAAUUUAUUUAGUCUGCGUCAUUAUUUGCAAAUGCCAGAAUGACCUUAUAUCAGCUAAAUGGUUCUGGGUGGAGAGAAUCCUAUUAAUCUUCUGAACUGUCUUCAGAUUAUGCUGAGAUACUGAGAACACACAGGUGGAGGCCAUAUUUCACCCAGAGUCACAGCUCACAGGCCAAUGUGAACGUAGGACGCACCAGGAUGUUUAGACUUUUGAUUCUCUAGAACCCUCAGUUCUGACAAAAAAUCUUCUAAGACUUUAGGAAUGUUAAGUAAUCUUCAGUCCAUUUAACUCCAUCCAAAGUAUUGUAUAUGUCACAAGGAGAAAACAGCAGCUGAAAUAAGGACAAAUAUCACAUCUGGCACAUUUGUGAGCUGAUGUCGUCUGUAGCUGAGCUACUGCUGGAGCUGCUGUGUUAACUGUGUUAACGUCAGAGAAAUGACAGAGCGAACAGAGGAGAGAGCUGAGAGCGAGGCCUGAGGUCGGCCUGGCAGGUGGCCUGCGUCCACGUGGCAGAACGUGAGAACGUGAGCAGGCGAAGCAGUGGGAGAGGAGCAGAAGCAGGAGGAGCAGGAGGAGCAGCAGCAGGAGGAGCAGCAGCAGGAGCAGCAGAAGCAGGGGGAGCAGGA
Messenger RNA from Betta splendens (Siamese fighting fish), 2675 nucleotides. It is a transcript of the gene fsip1, whose product is annotated as fibrous sheath interacting protein 1. The record is from RefSeq and is a predicted model, not a curated record. The transcript is spliced from 9 exons. The coding region runs from base 195 to 1145 and encodes 316 amino acids. NCBI's taxonomy places the organism in Eukaryota, Metazoa, Chordata, Actinopteri, Anabantiformes, Osphronemidae.